AGAGCGUCAGCGAAGCCCACGUGCCAAUCCCUCCCUCAAACCUGUAAGCCCAGAUGGCAUCCGUACUUGGCACUUGCAGGCCGACCUUUCUGCAGCCGGUACCAGAUCCUUCUCUAUCAUUCAAUCGGAAAUCCUUUCUGAAGCAGACGGAGUUGCCGACACGAACCGUACACUUGCGGAAGAUACGUACUACCAUGGCAUCGGUCGGUGAGCUUAGCUUGCGGCAGGGGAUAGCAGAGUUUUACGACGAGUCCUCGGGCGUGUGGGAGAAUGUGUGGGGAGACCAUAUGCACCAUGGGUUCUACGACCCGCACGUUGAAGCCUCGAUUGCUGACCAUCGAGCUGCCCAGAUAAGGAUGGUCGAAGAAGCGCUGCGGUUCGCCGGAGUUCCAGGAGAAGAAGAAGACGGAAGAAGGAAGAGGCCAAAGAGGAUAAUAGACGUAGGGUGUGGAAUAGGGGGGAGCUCGAGAUAUCUAGCAAGGAAGUAUGGGGCCACGUGUCAGGGCAUUACGUUGAGCCCUGUCCAAGCUCGAAGGGCACAAGCUCUUGCCGUGGCUCAGGGCCUGGGAGAUAAGGUGUCUUUCCAAGUAGCAGAUGCAUUGGAGCAGCCAUUUCCUGAUGGGCAGUUCGACUUGGUUUGGUCAAUGGAGAGUGGAGAGCACAUGCCUGACAAAACUAAGUUUGUGAGUGAGUUGGCUCGGGUUGCAGCUCCUGGUGCAACCAUAAUAAUAGUGACAUGGUGCCACAGAGAUCUGUCACCCUCUGAGGACUCCUUGAAGCCCGAAGAAAAGAAUCUACUGAGUAAAAUAUGUGAUGCCUAUUAUCUUCCAGCCUGGUGCUCUGCUGCAGAUUAUGUUCGAAUAGCUCAGUCCUUAUCACUUGAGGAUAUCAAGACAGCGGAUUGGUCAGACAACGUAGCACCAUUUUGGCCGGCAGUUAUCCACUCUGCCUUAACAUGGAAGGGCCUCACUUCAUUGCUGAGAAGCGGAUGGAAAACCAUAAGAGGGGCGUUAGUAAUGCCACUGAUGAUCAAGGGUUACAAGAAGGAACUAAUCAAAUUCGCCAUCAUUACAUGCCGUAAACCGGAAUGAGCUCCAAAUCUAGGAAUGGGUCUGUCACCGACUCACCAGGCUUUUCUUCCUUCAACCAUAGUGAUUAAUAUUCCAUAUUUCUGCCUUAAUUGCACUGCAUUUUAGUGAAAUUGCAUUGGGCAAUUGAUGGAACAGCAGAGAUUUAUAUUCUGGACAUCGUUAGAAAUAAGUCCGCAACUCGGACUGACUCACUCAGUCCUGGGUGAACUUGAGACUUGCAUGAGUCAGGGGUGACUUGCGGUAAUGAACUGGGUCGGGUCCAACCAAGUCCGAGUUGACCAUCUAUAUGAACAUGGAUAGAAUGGAGGAAAUAAUA
Molecule: messenger RNA, 1407 nt
Organism: Magnolia sinica
Lineage: Eukaryota; Viridiplantae; Streptophyta; Magnoliopsida; Magnoliales; Magnoliaceae
Product: probable tocopherol O-methyltransferase, chloroplastic
Exons: 6
Coding region: 54-1091 (345 amino acids)
Biological process (GO): methylation
Molecular function (GO): S-adenosylmethionine-dependent methyltransferase activity
Source: RefSeq, a predicted model, not a curated record